This is a messenger RNA of Equus quagga, 990 nucleotides long. It is a transcript of the gene C11H6orf163, whose product is annotated as chromosome 11 C6orf163 homolog. Lineage: Eukaryota; Metazoa; Chordata; Mammalia; Perissodactyla; Equidae. The coding region runs from base 1 to 990 and encodes 329 amino acids. The record is from RefSeq and is a predicted model, not a curated record. The transcript has 5 exons.
AUGAUCAGAAAUUCGAAUUACACAAGCUUUGUUUGCUGUGCCGUUUGUGAUAAAAUAAUCCCACCAGCCCCUUUUGGGGAAACCUUCAAACGGAUCCACGAAUACAAGCCAUUUAAGACACGUUUUUACACUCACAAAGAUAUACUGGAUAUUGGGGCAGAUAUUUUGAAGAAAGAAAAGGAAUUUCAAGAAGCUCUACUCGAAGAACUUAUUGCAAAAGCAGAAGCUGAUAUAUGGGCUCAGGCUAACGAACGUCAAAAACAAGCAGUGGAGAAAGCCCUUGAAGAAGCAAAUGACAGACACAAAAUUAAAAUUCAGAAUCUGGAAGAGGAACAUCAAAAAAGUUUACAGGAAAUGGCAGCUAAAACCAAGAUAGAGAUGCAUCAACACAUGGAAGAUGAACUGACCAGAGAACACUUGGCUGCGCAACAACGCAUGGUCCACAGAAUCCAAAGGAUUAUGAUGGAAUGCCACAGGGAGAAGAUCGCGGCUGUGGAGAAAGCCAGGGCUGAAGAGAGACAGAAGACCCGCGAAGCAGUGCAGGACCAGAGAAGAAAGACCGUGGAGGAACUUGUGAAUACCGGUGUGACGGCUCUGAAUGACCAGUCGAAGAAUAUGAGCUACUUGAUAAGGGAAAAAGAACAUGAACUGAAUGUCUACUGUAGCAUGGCUCAGAGGCAGAAGCAGGAGGAGGUGCAGGAAGUGCUUCAAGAAGCAGAGAAAAUACAUCAGGCCUCGCUCGGAACUAUGAUGGAUAAGCUGGUCAACACUCAGGGGGAGCUGCUGUCCAUAGCGAAGCAACUGGGAAUCAUGACAAACUGGAAAGAUUUCCUGGAGGAGGAAUUACAGGAAACGAGGGUGGCAUUUCAAAAGUACAUCAAUUAUACAUUUCCUAAGCUUUCUCCAGGACAGGCAGAUUUUAUUCUGCCAGAAAGAAAGAAAACACCUUCCAAUCUUAUUGCUCCGGCGGACAAAGCAACUCUUGAUUAG